AAUUAUUUCAACUAUUUCACAAUAUAUGAAUCACAAAAUAACACAAUGGUUUAUUACCAGUCCACACCACUGAUUAUAAAAUCGGAACAGCCUAGUCAGACGCAAUUAUGCGGACCAUUGCGCAGCAACAACACAGAUCAUCUACAGCAGCAUUCAAUACAAAUGCAACAAUUAUCACAACAACAACAUCAUCUACAACAACAACAAACCAUUAAUAGCUACAACAUGCAGCAACAACAACAACAAAUGUUGCAUCAGAAUGGCAAUCCAAGUAUUAACACACAACAACAACUUCUUCAUCACCAACAGCAGCAACAACAACAACAAUAUUUAACAAAUAUCAAGUCGGAAUUAUUACCACCGGGUAUUACCUUGUAUCCCGCAACAAAUAAUCAUCACCUGCAACAACAACAACCUGCUUCCCUUACAACUACUUCGUCAACAUCAUCACCUGCAAUGAAUCAAAAUGUUAGCAGUCGCAAAUCAAAUCCCAAUAAACCCCAAUUCAAAUGCGAACAAUGUGGCAUGACCUUUGGCAGUAAAUCCGCCCAUACGUCGCACACAAAAUCCCACAUUAAAAAUGGAGAGAUGAGCAAUCUGCUGAAUGGUGGAGGUUCUACGGGAUCAGCAGUACCCGCUGCUGGUGUCAUGAUGAAUGGCUUUGAAAUGAAUGAAGCGGGUCUCCCGAAGACUCCACCCAUUAAACCCAAUGCCAAUGCUGCCUCAAAUGGUGGCGAUCCAUAUCAGUGUAAUGUCUGCCAGAAGACAUUUGCUGUACCCGCAAGACUGAUUCGUCAUUAUCGUACACAUACUGGCGAAAGACCCUUCGAAUGUGAAUUCUGUCACAAACUGUUCAGCGUCAAGGAAAAUCUUCAGGUCCAUCGACGUAUCCAUACCAAAGAGCGGCCGUAUAAAUGUGAUGUCUGCGGUCGGGCUUUCGAACAUUCGGGAAAACUGCAUCGUCACAUGCGCAUACACACCGGCGAGAGGCCUCACAAAUGUUCGGUAUGCGAAAAGACCUUCAUACAGUCGGGGCAAUUGGUUAUACACAUGCGUACCCAUACCGGUGAGAAGCCUUACAAAUGUCCCGUUGAAGGUUGCGGCAAGGGUUUCACCUGUUCCAAACAACUGAAGGUCCACUCACGUACCCACACCGGAGAGAAACCCUAUCAUUGCGAUAUUUGUUUCCGUGAUUUUGGUUACAAUCAUGUUCUGAAACUGCACAAGGUUCAGCAUUAUGGGUCGAAGUGCUAUAAAUGCACCAUUUGUGAUGAGACCUUUAAGAGUAAGAAGGAAAUGGAGGCCCACAUUAAGGGUCAUGCCAAUGAAAUGGUUGAUGAGGAUGAGGAGGGUGGAGCUGCCAACUCUAAUCCAACAGAAUCGGGUUCGAUUUCGGCCAAUAAUUCACCCUCCUCAGCGGUUUCCACAACCUCGGGGGUUGAAACACUCUCCGGACCCAGUUCUCCACAAUCUCCCAGCAGCAGCAUAGGUACAAGUACCUCCUCGAAGCCAAGGAAGCCACGACAAGAAAAGGCGAGAUCCAUAAGCACCUCUGGACCUCUAAGCCCCGCAUCUCCCGGCUCACCAUCCUCCUCAAUGUCUCCCUCAUCUACCUACACUUCUGGGUCACGAUUAUCAGCCGGUUCACCAACAUCCUCAGUGGCCUCACCCACCUUAUCGCUCAGCAUGGAAACCGAUCAUCACAGUCGUGAUAGUGGUGUGGCCAGUGGUUCCAUUCCCACAUCACAAUGUACCCGGCAAUUGGCAGCGGCCACUCUUAUGGACAUGAGCCACCAAGGAGCGAAUAAUUUCAACCUGGCCGAUGAAAUGCCCACAGAUUUAAGUGUGGGACAACAGCAGCAUCAUCAGCAAAACUCACCCUCACCUUCUCCGCAUCACCUGGAACAGAAUAUGGGCUAUCAUUAUUCCACGACACCAUCACCACAGCCCCCACAACAGUAUCAUUAUAUGACAGCAUCUCCAGAUCAUCAUCAUGCGCACCAGCAACAACAACAUCAUUCUUCAGGCCUCUACGAACAACACCAACAGCAGCAGCAUCACCAUCAACAACCCACCAUUAAUCCUGCCCUCUUAGAAGCUGCCACCUUGGUCAGCCGCAAUGAAGAUGAUGUCCAGGCGGCCAUACAAAUAAUGCAGCUCAGACGUUCCCAACAGAAAACGAAUCACAUGAUCUAUUCGGAACUUCAGACGACGCACAUACAUCAAAGUCUAAUCGCACCGUUGAUCGAACAUUAUAGUGAUUCGAAUCAGGAUGCCGCCGAUCUCAUAGAACACUAUAAGCGCAGCGAAUUGACAAGGCAGGGUUUGGUGAAGGGCUAUGCACCGGUGCCGAAAUUUGAACCCUCUCUUCGUAACAAUGAAAUGCUCCUCCGUCAAGUUGAAGCCGCCAUCGCUCCACUACAUCCAUCUGGCGAAUCGCCAGAACGAUCCUCAUCACCCGAAAGUGAUAUGUUAAUGGCGGAACGUGAUCUACCGCUGAGAAAACGUAAACUCUAUAUGAAUGAUUGUGCCGGCGAUGCUGGUGAUUUAGAGGCGGCGGCCACAGCCAGUGCCAAGGAAAUGGAUCAAAAAGUAAUGCGUCACAGUUCGGUAAUACAAUUUGCCAAGGCAUCAUAGGAAGA
Messenger RNA from Musca vetustissima, 2642 nucleotides. It is a transcript of the gene Kr-h1, whose product is annotated as Krueppel homolog 1. Gene Ontology annotation, molecular function: RNA polymerase II cis-regulatory region sequence-specific DNA binding; DNA-binding transcription factor activity, RNA polymerase II-specific. The transcript has 6 exons. Lineage: Eukaryota; Metazoa; Arthropoda; Insecta; Diptera; Muscidae. Gene Ontology annotation, biological process: regulation of transcription by RNA polymerase II. The coding region runs from base 46 to 2637 and encodes 863 amino acids. The record is from RefSeq and is a predicted model, not a curated record.